Fusarium redolens is the source of this 849-nucleotide messenger RNA. RefSeq lists its product as uncharacterized. The transcript is spliced from 3 exons. The coding region runs from base 1 to 849 and encodes 282 amino acids. The record is from RefSeq and is a predicted model, not a curated record. NCBI's taxonomy places the organism in Eukaryota, Fungi, Ascomycota, Sordariomycetes, Hypocreales, Nectriaceae.
AUGGCUAACAGAGUAGUGUUUUUGACUCCCAAGCAUUUGCAGAAGUUCAUCCAAGAGGCUGAAUCCUGCAUUGUAUUUAAGAUCCUGGCGAUAAUGGGUGUCCACGAUGAAGAUGGAGAAAGGCGGCUGAGCGAACCGCCCACGACACGCGAGGAAUUGAUCAAACUUCUCACCCAGGCCUUCACAACACUUGCGAAAGGCCCUGGAAAUCCAUUGGGCAUCAUUAAGAGCGAACUCGAGGAGCGCUCCACGAUGAGAAGUACCUGGCAGUGCAGCAACGACACAUUCUUCGUUGUCAUGGAAUCAUUGGCUGCUGCCAAGCUUCAAAUAAAAUGUCUCAGUUUGUUUCACGAUACCGACAUGAAGCUCUUUGCCUUGGCUAGCGAUCAACUCAACAUGAUUGACUGGGACAGGCCUGAUAUCGCGCAUGUGCUGGCGACUGUGACAUCACUCAAUACUAACAUCUCAACGCGGGUCUUUACCUUCAGAGUCACAGACUGGACAGCGCCUCAGAUUCGAGAUGAAGGAGAAAAUAAAAGCAAUUUUACUGGACUUGCAAGACUUGUCCAGAAAUGUCCUCAGCUUCAAGACUUUGCAUACCAGGCCCUUGGUAUUCCCCUCCCCGGGCUUCCUGAACUGAAAGGCUUCAGGUUCCCCAACUGGAAGAUCCUGCAAUACGUCUCAGAACUCCCGACCCUCCCCAAACUCGAUCGAUUGACUAUACGGUUCCAACUCACGAAGGAGUCGAUCAUUCUCAACCUUCUCAAGCGAAACCGGCCUGGAGGACUGUUCAUAGGACCUAUGUGGCUAGACCCCGGAAAGUCGUUCAAUCUGGUUCCGUUCACUUGA